Messenger RNA from Mobula hypostoma (lesser devil ray), 727 nucleotides. RefSeq names its product protein S100-A1-like. NCBI's taxonomy places the organism in Eukaryota, Metazoa, Chordata, Chondrichthyes, Myliobatiformes, Myliobatidae. Gene Ontology annotation, molecular function: calcium-dependent protein binding; calcium ion binding; transition metal ion binding. Bases 307 to 609 code for a protein of 100 amino acids. The transcript is spliced from 5 exons. The record is from RefSeq and is a predicted model, not a curated record.
GUAAGAAACUCUCUUCAAGGAUAAGCUCCAGAGGUGCCAGGGUCUGGGACAUUUCGGAUCAAGUCCUCAGCAUUCCGAAGUGGGAGGGGGAACAGCCAGAGGUCGUGUUCCAUACACUUCAGAAACUACUUAAGGAAUAGCAGCGGCGAUGCUCGGAACAGCAACUUGGCCCUGUUGGCCAUAAACAGCCUGAGGACCAAAGCACUUGACAUCCAGAAAAUCAUUGAUGCUUUCGCCACCAAUCACAACGACAGACGGAUUGUGCUUCUCUGAAAACAUCAAUGCCGGCCUGCGUUCAACAACAAAAUGCUAUCUCAACUGGAAACCGCCAUGGAUACAAUCAUCAAAGUCUUCUACAAAUACUCAGGGCAAGAGGGAGACAAGUACACGUUGACCAAGGCUGAACUCAAGAACCUAUUGCAAGGGGAGCUUGGAGCCUUCCUGAAGUAUCAGAAAGACCCCAACGCUGUGGACGUCAUCAUGAGAGACCUGGACGUGAACUUUGAUGGUCAGGUAGAUUUCCAGGAGUUCAUUCACUUGGUGACGGCCAUCACCAUCGCCUGCAAUGAAUUCUUUGUCGAACUUCUGAAGAAACAGGGGAAGUUGUGAAAGUGAACACACGAUCUUGGAUUGAGCAUAGAGUUUUGGGACAAGUCUACAAAUGCACAGAGAACCUUGAGCAGAAAACACGCCAACUGUGGACACUGAUAAUCAUCAAUAAAUGUGA